Messenger RNA from Protomyces lactucae-debilis, 1146 nucleotides. Its product is annotated as HAD-like domain-containing protein. The transcript has a single exon. Lineage: Eukaryota; Fungi; Ascomycota; Taphrinomycetes; Taphrinales; Protomycetaceae. Gene Ontology annotation, biological process: glycerophospholipid biosynthetic process. Gene Ontology annotation, cellular component: mitochondrion. The record is from RefSeq and is a predicted model, not a curated record. Bases 1 to 1146 code for a protein of 381 amino acids.
AUGCAACGUCGUCGCUCUUCGCGCAAGUCUAUCUCUGCUGAAAUCGAACAUGCUAGGAAAGUCAUUGAUUUUGGUGGCGAUGUGAGUGAUGACGAUGAAGGCGCUGCUGCAGAGAGUGAUGAGGAAGAUGACUCACCUGCUGUACCGUAUGCGUUUGCGUUUGAUAUCGAUGGUGUCUUGUUGCGCGGUGGUCAUACCAUCCCCCAAGCAAAAGAAGCAAUGGCCAUCUUGAAUGGUAAGAAUGAGCGACAUCUCAAGAUCCCUUACAUCUUCAUCACGAAUGGUGGUGGUAAAUUGGAAGAUGCGCGAUGUCGCGAACUCGCUGAAAAGCUGGACGUUGAAACCUCUGUUGCGCAAUUCAUCCAGUCGCAUACACCCUUCCAGCAAAUGACAACACUGUAUGAGACUGUCUUGGUCGUUGGCGGUGAAGGCAAUGCGUGUCGUGAGAUUGCUGAAUCGUACGGUUUCAAAAAUGUCAUUACACCAGGUGAUAUCAUUGCCUGGGACCCUAGUAUUGUUCCCUUUCGCACACUACGACAAGAAGAACUCGAUCUCUGCAAACCCCGUGAUUUCUCAAAAAUCAAAAUCGAAGCAAUCUUCUUCUUUGCCGAUUCACGAGAUUGGGCGAGUGAUGCACAAAUCAUUAUUGAUGUGCUCCUCUCAAAGGACGGAUACUUGCAUUCUCGCAACAAGGAAAUGACACAAGCUUGUCCCAUCUUCUUCAGUAACCCAGACAUCACUUGGUCGACCGAUCACUGCCUACCACGAUUCGGUCUGGGUGCAUUGCGUCUCAGUAUCAGUGCACUCUGGGAUGAUGCAACAGACGGCAAAACGCCACUCAAGCUCGUUCAGCUCGGUAAACCCUACGGCGAGACGUAUCGCUAUGCAACACGUCUUCUUACCGAAUGGCGUGCCUUGGAGCAUGGUAUUGAAGAACCACCGCGUCAUAUCUACAUGGUGGGUGAUAACCCAGAAUCUGAUAUUCGUGGCGCCAAUAUGGCAGGUUGGGAAUCCUUGCUCGUGCUGACGGGUGUUUACAAGGAGGAACAAGGACCACCCAAGUAUAAGCCAACGACCAUCCAAAAGGACGUGCUUGAGGCUGUCAAGUGGGCCAUUGAGCGCGAAGAGAAGAUUGGUGGAUUCUAA